Molecule: messenger RNA, 1669 nt
Organism: Punctularia strigosozonata HHB-11173 SS5
Lineage: Eukaryota; Fungi; Basidiomycota; Agaricomycetes; Corticiales; Punctulariaceae
Product: T-complex protein 1
Exons: 9
Coding region: 13-1611 (532 amino acids)
Biological process (GO): protein folding
Cellular component (GO): chaperonin-containing T-complex
Molecular function (GO): ATP hydrolysis activity; ATP binding; ATP-dependent protein folding chaperone
Source: RefSeq, a predicted model, not a curated record
CAUCGUACAACUAUGGCCUCUGCUGCCUCCAGAUCUGCGAUCACGCCCAGCAAUGCGACCUUCAAUGAUAAGGGCAAGCCGAUGGAGGUACGGCUGUCGAAUUUGGUCGCAGCAAAGGCGAUCAGCGAUGCUGUCAGGACAUCACUGGGUCCUCGAGGGAUGGACAAGAUGAUCCAAACGGCCAAAGGCGAGGUGGUCAUCACCAACGAUGGUGCCACCAUCCUGCGCAGUAUACAAGCUUUACACCCUGCCGCAAAGAUGCUAGUCGAUCUUUCUGCAGCACAAGAUGUGGAGGCAGGAGACGGAACUACCUCUGUUGUUGUUCUUGCCGGAAGUCUUCUCGGUGCCGCAGAAAAGAUGCUACAAAAGGGAUUGCACCCGACGAUCAUUGCGGAAUCCUUCCUCAAGGCUUCUGCGAAGGCGGUUGAGUUUCUGACGGAAAUCUCGACACCGGUCGAUCUCAGCGAUAAGGCGAGCUUGUUGCGCGCAGCCACGACAUCUUUGAACUCCAAAAUCGUCUCUCAAUACUCCUCCACUCUCGCUCCCAUUGCUGUUGAAGCAGUUACGAGACUCGUGACUCCUACAUCCUCCAACGUUGAUCUUCGCGACAUCCGCAUAGUGAAAAAAGUUGGUGGCACGAUUGAAGACACCGAGCUUGUGGAGGGCGUUGUCCUGAAUCAGAACGUCGUCACCGCCGCGGGCGGUCCCGUGCGCAUGGAGAAGGCAAAGAUCGGCAUCAUUCAGUUCCAGCUCUCCGCGCCGAAACCAGACAUGGACAACACGGUGGUCAUCAAUGACUACCGACAAAUGGACAAGGUUAUCAAGGAAGGUCGUCAAUACCUCCUUAACAUUUGCAAAAAGAUCAAGAAGGCCAACUGCAACGUCCUCCUGAUCCAAAAGUCCAUUCUCCGUGAUGCCGUCGACGAUACUUCGCUCAACUUCCUCAAACGGCUGAACAUUCUUUGCGUCAAGGAGGUGGAGCGCGACGAGAUCGAGUUUCUAUCCAAGUCUCUUGGAUGCAAGCCUGUUGCGGACGUGGAGGCCUUCACAGAGGACAAGCUCGGCUAUGCGGAUCUCGUAGAGGAGACCAGCGAGAAUGGUGUGAAGGUUGUGCGCAUAACCGGCGUCAAGAACAAGGGCAGGACGGUCAGCAUCCUUGCCAUGGGCAGCAACUCUCUCGUUCUUGAGGAGUGCGAACGUAGCUUGCACGACGCGCUCUGCGUUGUCCGCUGCUUAGUAAAGAAGCGGGCGCUCAUCGGCGGAGGUGGGGCACCCGAGAUCCACGUCUCGCGCCUGCUGUCACAGUACGCGAAUUCGCUGAAGGGGAUGGAAUCAUACUGCUUUCAAGCAUAUGCGGAUGCUUUGGAGGUCAUUCCCACUACUUUAGCCGAGAAUGCUGGCCUCAACCCUAUCGCGAUCGUCACCGAGCUCCGCAACCGGCAUGCACUCGGCGAGCGCAAUGCGGGUAUCAACGUCCGGAAGGGGCUGAUCUCUAAUAUCCUCGAAGAGGACGUCGUGCAACCGUUACUGGUGUCAACGAGCGCGGUGGAACUGGCCACUGAGACGGUGUGCUUGCUGCUCAAGAUAGAUGACUACGUACAAACGCGGUAGACCCUGUAACGUACUACACGUGGGGGAUAAGUUUGUCGACAAGCUUCGGGUUAAAGCA